GUACCUCCUGUGUGUCUCACUGGCUUGAUUCGUUGAGCGUUAGCUGUGAUAAUAAUGGCCUCAUCGUAGUAAACUGCCAGGAUGUGGUUUGUAAUCAACCUGAAAUAUAAGACGUGAAUGGACCUGAGCAUGUAACCUCUUGCUUUGUCCGUUACAGAAUAUCUUUGUAACGUGAACAGACCGUGCCUCUCGGAUAAACACUGAACGACGAGCACAGUGGGAAGAAACGAUGUGGGUUAGGAGAACCAGCCGACAUCCUCGGACAUGUCAAGCUAUGCUCGCCAUUUUUUGGCUAACUUUGGGUGUGCAGCUGGUGAGCACAUCGUCUGAUUCUGACCCUUAUAAAAUUCUGGGUGUCGGCAGGAGUGCGAGUCAAGCAGAAAUCAAAAGGGCUUACAAGACUCUGGCUAAAGAAUGGUGAGUGGCUGACAGCAAGUGCUCCCAUUAGGCCAUCACACAUUGGCUGUAGCAGAUGGGCCCUUUCCCCUCAAUAGUCAUACUCUGACAAUCCUCUAUUCCUUUGUGACACAGCAGUAAUUUAUGAUGUCCUGUGUGGGCUUUUUUUCCCCCAGGCAUCCAGACAAGAACAAGGAUCCAAAAGCUGAGGACAUGUUCAUCAAGAUUUCCAAGUCAUAUGAGGUAGAUGACACUUGUUAUGACACAUGAUUUAUUUACACUGCUCAAACUAAUGACUGCUUUCUAUAUGGCUCACUCUACCUGUUUUACUGUCUGCGUCUCCCUGCAUUCAUAACACCAUUGUCCUCUGCCUUUACAGAUUCUGUCCAAUGAAGAGAGGAGGUCAAAUUUUGACCGCUAUGGGCAGAUGGAUGAAAACCAGCCUUUUGGACAGUCUCAGCAUCAUGGCUUCCAUGGGUUCCACAACAGCUUCUACUUUGAUGAGUCUUUUUUCCAUUUCCCCAGGUACAUCAGGCUCAGUUUUGUUUAGUCUUUUCUGGUCAUCAGAUUUCCGAAGUGACCAAAUCCUGUCUUCUUUCUCUUGUACCCAUGUUGUCAUAAGUUUGUUCAUAACUGUUUGUUUCAAGGCUGUAACUGUGCCCAGUUCGGGGUAUAUUUUUGGCCCCCUUGUGAUUACACCAUGUCACAGAAAAUAAUGAUAAAAGAUAACUGCCACCAUCUUGUAUCAGAGGUUAUUGCCCUUACAGUGAAUGUAUUCCCAGGAUUUAAUAAUGCAGAAUACUCCUGGAGCAUUGGCAUAUCACUCUCAUUAUGUAGCUAAUAAAGCAGGGGAAAUUAGAUUUUAAACUGAUCAGUUAUCACAUAUUUGGUUUUUUGGUCUUUCAUGUUUCAGGAGCUGUUGGCCUUUUUUUGGUUGUACAUAAUUUUACAUUCAUACAUUACGUAAAUCUUUUUUUUUUUGCCUGUAUAUCAAACAUUAGAAGCAAUCUAAAGACAUUUAAUUGGAGACUCUUUGCCAAGGGUUGCAUUUGUUUUGUUAAACAUUUUUGUCUGGAAAUAAUUUGAAAAGAUUGUCUACUGCAAGUUUGAUGUACUAUGAUAUCCACAAGUUAUCCAUUUACUUUAUUUUAACUAAAAGAUCACAGUUAGUUUAAGGAGAAAAAUCAGUCCAAUGCUUUUUCUGUCUAUCAAACUGAAUGUCACAGCUGUGUCUCCAAAGAUUUGGAACAGAUGAAGCGAUCCAGACUCUAUUCUCUCAGGUCAUGGCCUGAAGGCAGAGCACCCUGUAGAUGAUGUCUAUAAAAAGAUUCACCGUCUUGUUUCCAACCCUCAUCCAGGUCCAGGGAUUUUGCAGACAGCAAGUACCUGCUUCACCACGCACAGUUUAACAGCGAUGUCCUCCCAGAGAGCCAUAAGAGGCCUUAUCUCAUCAAAGUGACCUCGGAGUGGUGCUUUGCAUGCAUCCACAUCGAGCCUGUGUGGAAGGAGACGGUGCAGGAGCUGGAGCCGCUAGGUAAUCUACUCUCACUAGACGCCCACCACAACAAUUAGAGGAAAGGACUGGUUUCCUUAAAAGCAUCACAACAUAAGGCUAAGGAUGGUUUUGUUUCAGGCCAUUAGAUGUCACUCUCUGCAUUAGGAUGCUUUACAGAGAGCUGUUUCUUUAAUUGUUCAUCAGGGUUUAUUUAUUCGGCUCAGUUUUCUCACAGCAAACUGUAAAGCCAAGGGAGGAAUUCAACAUCAUGUAACAAAGUUCUGACACAGGGGAUGAAUUUAAAGUGGUCAGGUCAAUUCUGCAAAAUAGAAGUGCAAUUACAAGAGCCCUAUUGGCUAACUCUCAUGCUUGGUCUAUUAUGACUAAGUCCUUGAAAACUGUCCUGUGUAUUUAUAUAGCCAGUGAAACAUUGCUGGUCAGCAGCAUGUAUCAUAGCGUUUGCUAUCUAUCGUUUAGAUGAGUAUGUCUGAAGAAAAUCUUAGUUGUAAUGUAUUCAAUCUUUAGCUUAUAUCAGCAUAGAGUAUAUCACUGACUUUGGCCACUUCAGAGCAGAGCACCACAGCAAAAAUAGGACCACAAUUGGGCUGACACAUUAAGGAUGUAGUAAGUAGCUUUGUUUAGUAUUUGAAAAUCUCAUUUUCUGACUCAUCAAGCAGACAGUUUCGUCCUCAGGAACUGAUGAGUGAUGAAAUAUACGCACCUGUACAAUAACAAUACGAUUUUGUUUUUUUGUUUUUUAUACAAAUUGUAACAAACUGAAGAGCAAUUCCAGAAAAAAUGAGACUACAUCAAUACAACUACACGCAUGGCACAUUGUGCACAUACACUACAGCAAAUAUAACUCAAAUUCAACAUAUUGUUUUGUCUAUAUGCGCAGAUAUGAUGGUGACAUUGAAAAGUGGCAGGUGCUGCUGCAUCCGUUGGUACUUUAGUGACAUAUCAUGGCUGAUUUUAUGUCAAGAGUCCUUUAUUUUAAAAGAUUAAUGUGCCUUGAUCUACAGUGCCAGACACAAUACCAGCUUCUGUUUUUUCCACUUACACCAGGUAUUGGAAUAGGCAUAGUGGAUCUGGGUUAUGAACGGCGCCUCGCCAACCAGCUGGGUGCACACCGCGCUCCUUCAAUCAUCGGGCUGGUCAACGGCAGGGUGACCUUCUUCCAUCAAGCUGUGGUCCGGGAGCACAUUCGUCAGUUCAUUGAAGAUCUGCUUCCUCAGAAGCUAGUGGAAAAGGUUAAUACUUCUGCAUGUGUACUGUCUUUAAAAACAUUCAAGCCCCAAAUGUUUUAUAAAAUCACCUUCAGGUCUGAUAGUUUUGUAUGUGGAAAGUUGUCAUUGAUGCUCUCUUUUACGCUUUUAAGUAUACUGUUAUUCAAUGAAGUACAAAAACUGUUUCAACUGAUGACCGCUGUUCCUCCAGGUGACUGACAACAAUUACCAGGCUUUCCUGGAUAACUGGCACGCUGGAAAUAAGCCCAGCAUCCUCUUGUUUGACCAAGUCCCCUUCCCCUCCUUACUGUAUAAAGUAAGUGAAGUGUUUACAGACUCAGUUGCUUUGCAGUAAUUAGACCUAAUGUUAAAACAGAAGUGGAGGGAAAUAUGUGCAGGUAGAUGUUACAGUCCUGAUUGCUAAUGAGUGAAUCAUUUUUUCCUUCUUACACAGUUUUGCAUUCCUGGAAAUGUAUUUUGACCAACCUUUAUUCCAACAAAAUUUGACUAACAACACAAAGACAACCAUUUCAGUAAAACUCUGACCAAUCACGUCUUUUUUAUAACUACUAAGUGAGUCCAGUGAAGAGUCAACGUAGAAAUGUAUAAAAUGUUGAAGAGUGAGGAUCUCAUCUUAUCUUUAUCUUAUCUCUUUCCCCCUUCACUCCAGUUAACAGCAUUUGCCUUCAGAGACUAUGUUCGCUUCGGUUACGUGGAUCAGGGUGACACCCAGAACAAUCGAAUACUGCAGCAAUUCAACAUAAACACAUACGCCCCCACCAUGCUGCUGUUUAAAGAGGAUACAGAGAAGCCUGUGGACAUCAUCCAGGUACAUCCAACGCAGGCUCAUCAUUCUUCUUUAUCAUGAUAAAAUACUAUUUAAUGGUUUCAGUUUCGAAAUAUUCAGUAAAUCACAGCUUCUCCUUUUUGUCUCUCUCAGGCCAGAGGGAUGAAGCGACAGAUUAUGGAUGAGUUUGUUUCCAACAACAAAUUCCUGCAGGUCCCACGGCUGGUCAACCAGCAGCUCUUUGAUGAGCUCUGUCCUGUGAAGCAGUUUCACCGUCGAAGGAAGUAAGACAUUUUACAAGCAGAGUCCUUGCCUGCGGUCCUGUUACUUACAUCUCUCUGAAAUGAAACUUUUGGGUAAUGUGAUAAUGCAUCUUCUUUGCCUCCCCACUCCUUCUGUACUCCCACUGUUUUUGUUAGAGAAAGGAAAUGAGCUGAGGGAGCUCUGGUGAAUUGAAUUACCAUCCUGUAAGCCCCAUUUGUCUUUAUAAAAUGUGAAGUGACUGUGAAAUGUUUGCAGGUACUGUGUGCUGCUGAUCACGGGUGAAGACCAAGCCUUCCUUCCAGGCAAUAAGGCCUUCCUGGACUUUGCAUCAGCAAACAGCAAAGAAGUACUACGGUUUGCGUAUGUCUAUCAGCGCCACCAGCAGCCUCUGUGUCAGGCUUUGCUCCACAAUCAAGCUACUCUCUCACCUCAGGUUAGCAGGAGUAAAACACACAAACUCAAAAACACAAAAGAUCAUAAAGCAAAGAAGCUAUGGAAUUUCCCAUCAUCAUGUGUAGACUUACAGUGGGGACAGUGUGGGCAAAUAUUUUCUAUCCAAAUCAUACAGAAUAUGAUAUGCAUCAGACCACUGAUAUGUCUAUUCUUGGCUGCACAAUGUUGGUCUUACUGUAAAAGUGAAUUGUAACACCACCUUUAGGUUGUGAUUCUGGAGAGGCGGAGCCAGGCUGGGAGGGUGUUCUUCCGCUCUGUGAGCGGUGGCUGGAACGGCAGCGAGGAAGACAAAUACCGUCUUCAUGAACAGCUGGAGCUCCUUCAAAAAGACCCCACCUACCUGACCUCAGACACAACCCUGCCUGAACUCAACAACGAGAUGGCUCCUGUAAGUUAUACAGACACACACUCAUCACCUCUUUGGAGUGUGUUUGAAACAUACCAGACAGACCAAAUUGUGGAUUUAUGUCAUUGGUUUCCUUUUCAUUUAAACCCUCUAGAUAUUUAUUAUUCAGUGGAUAAAUGCUGCCUACGACUACAUCCUACAACUUUAUGAUGACCUUCUCUACUCAAACUGGUAAGACUACACCCUGCUAAAGAGUCUGCAGCAUUUAUUUGCUGCAAAGAAGGAGGAGUGUCUCUGUCUGAUAUGGCCUGACGUUCAUAUUCUCUAAAAUGUUUCUCUAAUAACUUUCUUCUCCCCAAGGCGAGAAAUGAUGCCCAUCCUGUCACUCAUCUUCUCAGCCCUCUUCAUUCUUUUCGGCACAGUCAUCAUUCAGGCCUUCAGGUGAGAGAAGGUUGCCAAUUACACUCCUUUGUGAUGUUUUGGCUUCAGCCAAGCCAAACACAAGCACUGCCUAGGUUUCAUCAGCUUUUUUCAUUUUUCUAUUUUGAUGUAUUUUUAGUGAACCAGGUGAGAGCAAACCUCGGAAACCUAAACCAAAGGAGCCACCACAGACUGAGGAUGACGCUUCAAGCAGAGCUACUACCACAAGGUAAUGUAGUAGGGAGAAGUGAACACCAGAUGGGGGCAGAAUAAAACCUGCGGCAGCAUACUUGUUUAAAUUAUGAGACAAAACAGCAAAAAAGAGAUCAUGACUCUGAGUAAGUGUAUGUGAAUGAUAUUUUUUGUCACUACUUUUUUAUGUGAAUGGCUGUUUAUGUACAACUGAGAAGACCUUGAGGGAUUUGUGGUCCGUUCUUCCUGAAAUAUGUCUUUUUAGUUGAGAAAGCAGCCUCAUGCGGUCCCACAUGUAUUCCUCUGCCUGAUCAUCAAACAUGACUCAGCAGAAUAGUGGUAAUGAAUUAGUUAUUUUCUUCCAAAACCAACCUGAGGUGUGAUUUAUGGAGAGUAAACAAAUCUGUGGAGGAUAUGCAAAUAACAGACACAUAGCCAACCCUUAAUGUUAAUUUACAGCUGGCUUAUGCGAACUGCUUUUGCAGCUUUCGGCACUAUCCCAGCUUGUCUCUGGCUACAUCCACUGUGCAGCAUCUUUAUUUAUAUUUCAUAUGUCCCUCUUCUGUGACAGUCUGAGCCAGCCAGAUAAAUGACUGUCACUUGAGGACAUAACCAAUUAAGGACACGUAGCUUAGAUUUUUUUAUGACUGAUACAAUAAUUGGACUUGGCUGCUUGUUUUUUUUUUUUAAUAUACUUUAAAAGAGGAAACUUGUUUUUUCUAACAGAGGGGGGCAUGGGUUGCGUGAUCACAGACAACAUCUCGGUACUACUUAGUAGCAGCGAACGCCCCCCGUAAUAACCCCACGUAAAAACAGUUGUUCAGGACUGUGCGCAACAUGCUUACUCGUGCUUCCUACUUGGCUACCGUAGUAACCAUUCUUCUAGUCUACUCGCAACAUUUUUGUUCUCAUUCAUAAAACACUUAAAUCGGGGACAUUUCCCGGGACAGCUUUAGCCGUGGGCAGGUCAUCCAAUACAGGGACUGUCCCUGGAAAUCAGGGACGUUUGGUCACCUUAACCUAAAGUGUACUGCACGCUCCUCUUCACGUGAGCUUCAGCCUAACAUUGCUGGUGUAGUAGAAGUAGCAGGUGACAUAGAAGCCAUUCAGCUCUCUGACACUAAUGCCUUUGAGGGCAUGAUGAAAGUUCAUAUCAUAAUCAGCUUUCUUACGAGCAUCUGCUAACGUACACGCUAACGUUCUGCGAUUGUCAUCUCUACUUUUCUGAGUCUGGCCUGCGUAGCGGGGCUUUGUGGGCGAAGCUUGCAGUUGUGAUGAAGGAAAUCUCACUGUGUCUGAGCCUGCAGUUUUGGUCUGUGAGAGGUUCACAGAUUUGAAUGAAGAAAUACUCAGAAAUGCAAUUUUGCACUUAUUUUUCACAUGAUAUGUCCUGUAGCAUCAGAAAAAUGCCGUAUGACCAUGUAGACACAAGAAAAACGUGAUUUUCAUCGGAGUGGGUCUUUACAUAAAGGAAAAAAUUUCCUUUGUUGUAAUGCUUUUAGGCCCCUUUUUCAUGAGGGGUUUAUCUUCCGUGUACAUGUUUCCCCUGACUCAAAGCCUGUGUAGACAUGGUAGUGACUUUCAUUGCUAUGCAGAUGACCUCAAGCUCUAUGCCCCGUAAACCUGGCACCAUUAAUAUGUCUCACAUCACAUCCUGUCUGACUAAAAUUAAAAAUCGGAUGUCCAAAAAUUCUCUGCAGCUGAACGACUCAAAAUGUAAAGUUCUAGCUACAUUCAUAAUCUGUCCUCCAGUCUGGGUGCCUUACCUAUGUAGCAAUUUGAAUUAAUAAUAAAUAUCUGAAGAUGAAUAAUCUUAAAUUAAGACAUUUAUGCACUCGUUGAAGGGGGCACCACCCACCUUCAAUGGUGGGAAAAUGAAGAAAAAGAAAAGUUUAAUUCAGAAAUCAAACAUUAAGUUAAUCUUAAAUUAAUCAAUCUCACAUCAAUCAAUCUGAAAAUGGGAUACAUCUCAUUUUACCACAAAUUUCAUGAUUAGACAGAUUACUACAUUGCUGAACGCAUAAGAAGUCAUGAUCAGUCAUUUGUAUUCUUUCUCUGAAGGAAUGCAGGUUUUAUCAGCAUAUGGUCAAGCAGGGUCAUACGACAGAGGUCUGGAGGUCAGUGUCCCGCUCCUCAGACCUUUCCUUAGAUCCCAUGUGUUCACACACUUAAAGACGGUAAAUCUCAAAUGGAAAAUCUGGGUUGAGGCAUUAAUGUUUAUAUAGAUGGUCAGCGAUUAAGUCAGUUUGAAAGGUAAUAAAAACUCUGUCUCUGUUCUCCGAAUUGACCAAUCGUGAAGAGCCAGAGGUUUAGGUCAACCUCCUGUCGGGUCAGUUGGGAAACCUGAAAGUGCAAACAAGUCUGGAAAGAUUUAUAUUAUCCUGUGUCCUGGGACCAGAUAAGGGACCUUUCCUGCAAAGAAUGUGCGAGUUUCACACACAGGGUUGUCUUGAUGCUACACCUAAUAGUAUUCGCCAAGAGACACACAACCCAGGACUCAUUUCUGACUCUGGCCUUUCUUUUGACACCCAGGUGCAGUCCUGGACUAAAAUCAAGUGUUUUCUUUUCCCCUCUGACAAACAAACAAACAGUAAUGCAUUUGUUUCUUCCAUCCUGGUGUACUAUAAUGCACUUUAUUCUGGCAUAAUCAGGAAGCGUAACAUAUAAUAUAAUUAUUGACUCAAAAUGCUGCUGCCAGGCUUGCUGCUCUUCACUGGCUUUCUAUGAGUUUUAGAAUAGUCAUUUACUUGUUUUUAAACCCCAUGGGUUUCUGUUUUGUAUGUUCUGCUUUGUAAUAAACCACAAAGCCACAUGAGAAAGUUUGGUUCCUAUUUGUGCUCACUUCACAGCAGUAAUGUGAAGUAUGUAAAUGUAACCCCAGAGUAAUAAUUAACAUGCUCCAAAAAGCUGCCACCCUGCAGCAGCAGUCCUCUCCUACACUGCUACUACGCUGUAAAAAAAAUAAAGAGUUAAAGGGAUAUUAAGUUAGGGUCAAACACACCGUAACAUUGAGUUAGACACUCUGUCAAGAAAUGAACAUUGCUGACUGCUUGCUUCUCUAGUUAUACCAACUUUAGUAACGACCACAGGAUAGCAAUACACAGCGGUCUGAGGAGCCAUAAACAAACCUCAACCAAAAAGCCACUCUAUAGUCACAAAUAAUGCUCAGAUCAGCACCUAACUUCAUCAACAGGACAUAUAAGGUCCCAGCCACAGCACUAGCCAACAAACAUCUUUUUAACUUUGCCUGAUUUCUUUAUCAAAGAGACUAAACACAACUCACCUUCUCUCUUCCAGCAGCUGCUUGUUUGUAGCGAGACCUCAGGCAAGUCCAUUACAGACUGCUGUGGGUUGACGCAGCUCAAGGAAAAACAUUUAUGAUUAUUUCUUUAUCAUUUCCUUGAAAUAAUAAUCACCAUAUUAAUCAUUUUGCACUGCAGACGUGGUAGUUCUUCUGCCUUAGUGUCUCGGUCUGAUUGCAUUUUCAUGAAGAAAUGAUUAUUGCUAUCGUGCGGUCGUUACUUAAGUUGGUAUAACUAGAGAAACAGGCAGUCGACAACAUUCUUCUCUUGUGGGGGUGUCUAUAACUCGAUGUUGCGGUGUGUUUGAUUACUUAAUUUUACGCCAAAAUAUCCUUUUAAAUUUAAAACCCAUUUUAAUUUCAUUAACGUUUAUUCUGUCUUUCUCUUUGAUGUAAAUAGCCGUCCUCCGAAGAAGGAUUUUGUGGAAGUGACAGAGCUGACAGACCUCACAUACACCAGUAACUUGGUCAAGCUUAGACCAGGACACAUCAAUGUGGUUCUGGUACUCACUAACGCCUCCAAGACCACUUUACUCAGGAAGUUUGCCAAAGAGGUUUUCUCUUUCUCCGGGUAAGUCUCAGCUCAGCAGGAUUUUUCUCAAAUCUGUGCCGUCAUUCAUUAUUUCUACUUGAUCUUAAACUUCUCCAUCAUUACAGGACUCACAACCUCCACUUCUCCUUUCUCAAUGCUGAUAAACACCGCCACUGGAUGCCAUCUCUCCUUCACUCAACUUCUGCCGUGCAGGAUCAGGGCUGUGACGAGGAUGAGGAGUCUUCAGAUUACUCUGGCUAUGUUCUGGCUCUGAACGGCCACAAGAAGUACUUUUGCCUCUUCAGACCCGUCUUCACAGGGGACGAUCCCAACGACUCCUCAUCAGAGAGUUUCUUCUCCUCUGACAGCAGGAGAAAAUCGAGGUCUAGGUCCAGGUCCAGCUCCCACUCUAGAUCCAGGUCCCAUUCUAGGGAGGAUGGUGCUGGAGGGAAGAGGGGCUCUGGUAGGGCCACUAGUAUAGAGGUCCACCACAAGCUGGACAGACUGGGACUUUGGAUGGAGAGGCUGAUGGAGGGCACCCUACCUAGGUUACAGAUCCCUGCAUGGCCCAUUCUGGAUGAAGCCACAAACAACCUCUCCACGGAGAGUUGAGAUGACACUCACAGAGGUACGAGUGGUAACAGAAACACUAUGUGGUCUCACUAUUUAGGUAUGUGUCAUAGCAAAAAAAAUAAAUAAAAAUAAUGCAGUUUCUGAAAUAUUUAAGUUUCCUUUUGCACAGGUAGGUUGUUGCACUGAUCAGUUUGAACCCUUUCACAGAUUGUCUUUUAUUUAUUUUUCACAGAGUUGGGAGAAGGUAAAUUUAACAGCUUAGAAGCGCGUGCUAUACUGAAACCUUUUAAAAUGCAAUUUUGUGCAUGCGAGGAGCUGCAUAUAGGAGCAAAAGCAGAGUCAGAGCUGCUUGAAGGAAAACAACAAAAGCGAGCUUCUCCCGCUAUGUUAGAGCUGCAGUGCAUACAUUCACACAUCUCUCCCUUUCUCUCCCACACAAGUAGGAGGUACGUGUAAGCAAGCUACAGCUUCAUCACCUGGAGUUUCAUGUGACUGCUGGAGACACACAAACUGUAACUGUUCUGCCCAUAGGUGGUCCAUUAGCAUCAUGGUACAGACAAUAGCUGUUACAGAGUAAGUUCAGUCAUGUGAGCUUUCUUUUGUUCACACUUUAUAAGUUUAAGUGAUAUAGCUCAGAAUAAUAACCACAUUUUCUCAUUGCUGUACUGAAGUCCUUUGACCACUCGUCUCAAAAGUUUGCCUUAAACUAGAACACAUCUUUACAGCUGACACUCCUGUCCAUGUUUUCUAGAAAUACAGGAGGAGGAUUUACCUGCAUACUCUAUCAGAUCUUCUCGUAUUUUAGAGCGAUCCAAAUUAAGGCUUAACAGCAGAGCUUGAUGCACUGACUUUCUUGAUAAAUGGUUUGUUUUUAUACUCUAAGAUGCCCUCAGUUGAACUUGAGUUUUUCCUCUGCUCUUAUAUCUGACACAAAAUCUGAUUCUUGACUCUAGGACUGAAGUUUCAGAGCAAUCUGUGCAAUGGUAACCAGAUAAACUGUUUUAAUUAAUUAAUUGGUGAAAACUGAAGGUUAUAGGCUCUGCAUCAAGUUGCCAUAUCUUGCCACUUUUGUUUAAAUAUUAUGCAAAGAGCCAAGUUUGAAUUCUGGUAUCAUUGAACAUCAUUUUGGUUAUUGUAUCUAAAAUUAUAAAGCUGCCUUUAUGUUUGUUGUGGCUCAUGAGUUUUAAAGUUAAUGUUAGUUGUCUGAAUUGGGGAGAAACAAUAAAUGUUAGAUAAAAUUUGCCCUUUUUAAGAUUCCUCCCUUUCAAUACCUGUAAAAAUGUAUGCAUGAAUUGAGUAGGCCUAAAAUCACUAAUAAAUGUUGUUAGGGAAUUUACACUGGCAGCUUAAAUGUGUCAUCCAUCUGUCUUAUCUUUUUACUCUGUCAUGGAAUAAUCAGAUUUUUCACCAAAAGUAUUUCCAGCACACUGUAACUCCUGAUCAUUUCAAUUGUUUGCCCUUUAAAAGUCAUAUACUGUUUUUCCACAUGGCAUUGAAAGAAAUGAAGUGUAAAUUAUGAAAGACAUUUCUUUUAAAACUAUUAAUUUAUUAAAAUGGAAGACCUGCUUUGACA
Xyrichtys novacula (pearly razorfish) is the source of this 11558-nucleotide messenger RNA. The record is from the annotation of a GenBank genome assembly. NCBI's taxonomy places the organism in Eukaryota, Metazoa, Chordata, Actinopteri, Labriformes, Labridae.